AUGUCAUCAGACUGGUACCCCAACCUGGACUGGCUGAAGGAGAGCUGCCGCAUUGCUACCAGCUACAACUGGGCUGACGUAGACCUCUCCCCAUUUCAAGGUCUGAAGGAGAGCAUGCGGCAGGCUGAGCUCAACAACUGGUCACUGGAUGCUGCCCAGAUGGCCGACCUAUGUUCCUCCAUUAACCAGUUCUUCACAGCCACGGGGGUCAUCCCUCCUCAGGGCGCCGCCCACCCACAACCUCAGGUCCAACACCCGACACCACCAGGAGCACCACAGCACCCGGCUCAGCCGCACGGGGCGAUGCACCCAAAGGCCAGCCAGCACAAUCAGCACGCGCAACACAACCAACACAACCAACAUAACCAACACAUCAGCACGG
Messenger RNA from Plectropomus leopardus (leopard coralgrouper), 382 nucleotides. Lineage: Eukaryota; Metazoa; Chordata; Actinopteri; Perciformes; Serranidae. The record is from RefSeq and is a predicted model, not a curated record.